AUGAUCCGUGCGCGCGCCUUGAUGAGAUUUAAGCGAUGACGCGUCAAAUCCACCAAUAGUGUCGCUGUCCGAGAAAAGCUCACGAAAGGUGUGAGAUCUUCAGUUCAAACCUCAUCACUUACUGUCUGAACUGAAACAUGGCUGCUUUUAAAAUCUCGUCUUUGAAUGAGUACAAUGGUUUGUUUUACGGAAUUAAACUUUGGAAGUAGGCCGAUACGAGCUUUUUUUCUUUCUUUCUUUCUUUCUUUUCAAAUGACUCGACAAAUAGUCGCCGGUUACUUGGGAUAAACUAUCUGGAGGACAAGCGAGACACAUUUUGUAAGUGGAGUACAGGACAUUAGUUUUUUCUGUGUGAAAUCACAGGCAGUGGACAAGAAUGAACCCCGUGAAUAUGAACAGCCUGAACGUGUCCGUCUCUGGGGACCAGUACGCGUCUCAGUACGCCGUCUAUGAGUCUCCAAUGUAUAAGGACUACAAACCUCCAGCCAGAGAUCUCAUCCAGCUUCCCAGAGCCUUGCUCUACCUGAUGAUGGCCGCGGUGGUGGUGGUCGCUGUCGCUUAUGCCAUUGUGGGACAUUUAAUUAAAGACCUCGCGCAUGACAUCUUGGAUUGGGCUUUGGGUCCGGAUGAGGAGAUCUUAAAGGCCAACAGUGAGGCAGAUGAUAACGGUUCCACACACAUGACACCAGGCCUCACACACUCCCACCCCAACGCCUUCCACGUUUGGGAUCAGGACGACGUGGUCAUCCCCCUCUCUCUGCAGCACAGCCCCCAGAACAGCCCUCUUCUGGCUGUCCUCCCUUUUAUUCCUCACUUCUUCCCCUCUCCUGCUUCUCACAGUAUGCUCAACAGCCCCGCACUGCCCCAAAUACAGCUGGAGGAUAACAAGAGCCCCAACAAGACACCACAAGAGGCCUACAUCUUUCCUUCACCUAACAUUACAGGACAUUGUUCCACUUUCUCACACGUGUCAUUCCAUGAAAGGAGAGACGGGACUGAUAAAGUCUGAACCACUGAACAAUGGCUCACACUAGACUGUAGUCCACGACUUCUUAAAGGAAUAGUUCACCCCAAAAUGAAAAUUUAU
Messenger RNA from Onychostoma macrolepis, 1087 nucleotides. RefSeq lists its product as uncharacterized. The record is from RefSeq and is a predicted model, not a curated record. Lineage: Eukaryota; Metazoa; Chordata; Actinopteri; Cypriniformes; Cyprinidae. The coding region runs from base 377 to 1009 and encodes 210 amino acids. The transcript has 2 exons.